Molecule: messenger RNA, 3429 nt
Organism: Manduca sexta (tobacco hornworm)
Lineage: Eukaryota; Metazoa; Arthropoda; Insecta; Lepidoptera; Sphingidae
Product: F-box only protein 21
Exons: 9
Coding region: 687-1904 (405 amino acids)
Molecular function (GO): DNA binding
Source: RefSeq, a predicted model, not a curated record
GCCAGUCCGUUGCCGGCUUACGCCACACGCUCAUCGCUCGAGUUUCUGCAUGAUAACGCUCAUAAUACCUAAAUUUAACCAUUUGUUUCGUUUUCCCCAACCUUUUAUAACUUAACGUGUGCUGCAUACAUAUACCGUUACUGGGUUCGUGUCCGUCCAUCAUGAAUUGCUAGAGAAUGCAACCAACUUCGAACUUCGCAAGAAAUCAGCCACCAACGGCUAAGCCGAAGAACUCUGACCAAUGCGAAGCGCUUACGAGACGGCAGUUUCGUUUAUUGGGAAGAAAAACUGUUGCGACAGUUCUAUUUCUUUUUCGAUUGUACUAUAAGCAACCAUGGUGAAUUCUCUGCUGUAGACUAGUGGAAUUUUCUGAUCUAAAAAUCUCGACAGGUAUUUUUGGCAAUACUCUCUUGAUGCUAACUUGACACUGUCUAAAGAAUAUUAAAGAGACCAAGAUUCGUCAAAAUCUGAAGAUGCAAUGUCAGGGCUAUAUGCAUUAACACCUCCCAGCCAAACUCUCUUAGUUUUUGGCAAGACAAUAGCUUAACAUUACAUGAUGUGAGAAGGUUUUUUACAAUAGCCUUAAACAACAACAUGCACUAUUAUUACACAAUUUACCUAUUACAAGACCUGGUUACUAUUGGAGCUAAAACACUGCAUUGUGGGAGGGUCACCCGCCAUACACAAUGACAGAAAUGUAUUAUGCUAAAGUAGUGCUUUGCCAUUUAAUGCACUUAUUUCUUUCUGUCAAAUGGGCACAGAAAUAUAACACAAAUGAGAUGCUCCCUCAAGGCGUAUUAACCUUCUUCCUGCAAUGGGUUAAUGUUGUCAAACUAUACAAUCAAGACGAAGUAAACAAUGAGAUCAACAAUUUGGUGCGCGAUGUGGAAAUGCUAUUGGUACCCGAAAUGCCUAAAACAUCGGUGCCAGGUGAAGUAGUCAAACAAAGAGUAAUGAAGAAGAUUCUAAAACAGCGUGAGGUUAUAUCUGCUAUCUCUCAAGUUGUGUACAGAUAUCGACAAAUAGUCGUUACGCCUGCUAUGGAUCUGGACACUCUUAACAUUAUCGAGGUAUUGAAGAAGAAAACAGGACAUGUUAUAGCCGUUGCGGCCAUCUACCAAGCCAUCGCGGCACAGUGUGGCAUAGCAUGUAGUGUGAUUGCCUUCACUAAUCACUUUUUCUUAGAAUGGAUAUGUACCGAUGACGAGCGCAAGACACAAGUACACAAAAUAAAUAUUGAGACUGGCGAAGUGCUAUCAAAUCGUCGGUGUCCGUUUUCAGACCGGUCCGCGGACCGCGCUUGCGCAUAUUGUGCUAAUUCCUUGCUGCGGUACAUUAUUACCUCUUUCACUAAUACCGUCGGACCGGGACACCUCGGAACUAACAAUUGGUAUAAGCAGAAUGCUUUUCUUCUCUAUGAAUUUCUUAAUCCCGAAGCAGCACCGGACAGUCCGUAUUACAAUUAUUACCGGUAUUUAAUCCAUGAAGUGCCUCUUAAUUUAUUGUCACCCAUUGGUAUUCAAUACAUUGAAAAUGAACAUUUGCAAAUAUUAUCAGCUCUGACGUAUUUAAAUGCACCUGCUAACACUUGCAGGAGUAGCCGAAGUAUUAUACUUAAGAAACGGAACAGUCAGAUAAAAUAUGCCGUUGGAAUGAUAUGUUUUCACAAAAAGUAUUUGUAUACGGGUAUUAUAAUCGGCUGGGAUGCAAUAUGUGACGCCAGUUGGAGUCAGCACCCAGAAGUUAGAAAUCUGCAGUUUGGCCCUAACCAGCCUUUCUACAAUGUGAUUGCCGCCGAUGGGUCCAGUCGAUAUGUACCUCAAGAAAAACUUGUAUUCGUGACGAAUCCACAGCGCAUGAUCCAACUGGAAGAUUUUUUUAGCACGGGAAUUUACACAUUUUAAUGGAUUCGCGUACGUACCAAAUAAAGAGAAGAGGGUAGAAUAUCCUGAAGAUUUGCAAAUAAGUGAAAUGUUUUUGAGUCGAGCUGAAAAUAAAACUGGAGUUUGUUUGACUGAUCCUUACGCCGUUUGUACGUAAUAUUUUAUAACUAGGCUAUAUUAUAUAAGAUUACCAAUGCAAAUAUUUGUGAAAACUGUUACACCGUUACAAGUACACAGAGCCACCGCUGAACGGAUUUGAGUGAAAUUUAGCACACGGAUAUUGAUUUUGGGAUUUUUAUAGCUGGAAACGCUUUGGAUUGCAAGCGAAGCCACAAGCUACACAUAGUUUUAAUACAAAUAUUCCAUCUAAAAGAUUCGGAACCACAGGUUGGAAUGUCUAAAUUAAAGUACCCACUCGCAAGUUAUUUCUUUACGCCCUAUUUAUAAAGGCAUUUUUUUCUUUAUCCACUUUGCAGUCAUAUCGAAAAAAGACGUCAUGAAAUAUAAUUUUAUGUGGAGAAAAAGAAUGUAAGAUGCGUGUUUUUUGAACGAUUUCAUUUGAUGUAAUCUUUUUAUUGGUUCAUCGAUUUUUUUUUAUUCCGUGGCCUGAUUUGAACGAAUCUUUUAUAGAUUUCAUUGGUACAGGACUCAAAAUAAAUUAGAAUUUUGAUUAUUUUUUUGUUAAUUUUAAUAUACCUUCAAUUUAUUAUAUAGUAUAAAAUUUCAUAAAUAAAUAAAUAUUUAAUAUUGUUGUUUGACCUUGAAUUUAGGAGAUGGAGUCGGAAAGUCGAUAUAAAGUAGGAUGAGAAUGAUUAUUUUUGUAUGGGGUUCAAUUAAAUGUGUUUUAUGACUAGCGAUGUAAUCUUCACCCUAAUUGGUGUUAUUAUGUUUACAUACACACGAAAUAUCUUUUUCAGUCGAUAAUUAAUUUCAAUUGUUAGCACUUGUAGUAAUAGUCAAUAUAAAUGGGGCACCGCCUUCGGAAAAUAUUUAAUGUGCAUAUAAUCAUAAAAACACGAGAUCGAAAGAUUAAUUUGUUUUUCUUUUAAUAAUUUCUUAUAAUAUGUAUAUAAAGUAUUUUUUUUUGUUUGUAGUGGUUUUCGGAGUCCUUUUAUACGAUUACGAUUAUAUGUUUUAAGUCAAUAUUGAAAAAAAUAAUGUAGAUACCUACGUCUUUUUUAUUAUGACCACAGCUAAGUUCUAAUUAAAUUAGGGCAGUACUUGUGUUGACUUUAAAGUAUAAACUAUAUAUAAUAUACGUAUAAACGUAUUCAUUGUUUUAUCUGUUCCUCUAAAAUUAAAAAAGGCGUUAUCAAAACCAAUUCCUUAAAAGGAAAAGGUGAUGUGAAUAGAUAUUUAUAAGAUUGUUUCUUUUUUUAUUCAGAAAGAGAAUUAUGAAAAUUGGAAAGUAAUACGAAAGAUCACGCAGGUUUAUGUAGUAUUACUGAUUAAUAUAUUAAAAUAUGUAACUAUUGCGUAUCACAUAAUUCUCUAUCGAUAUAACGAUUGGGUGCAGGUAUUUAUAAAAUAAAAUAAAAUAAGCAUA